Messenger RNA from Abrus precatorius (Indian licorice), 738 nucleotides. RefSeq names its product putative B3 domain-containing protein At2g27410. Gene Ontology annotation, molecular function: DNA binding. Lineage: Eukaryota; Viridiplantae; Streptophyta; Magnoliopsida; Fabales; Fabaceae. The coding region runs from base 1 to 738 and encodes 245 amino acids. The transcript has a single exon. The record is from RefSeq and is a predicted model, not a curated record.
AUGAAAGAUAUUAAAGUUCUCAAAGAAUUAGUGGCAAAUAUUUCAGAUUCAGAGACACGUCAAAAGAUGUCUCAUAAACCUUUUACCCCUUCUUUUUUAGAUGUGAUAAUAUCACAAGAUUCACCACAAUUAUACAACGAAGAAGAGAUGAUUCAAGUAAUGAAGUUGUAUAAAUUCCUUCCAAGGGUUAGAACAAGGUCAGAGACAGUGAAUACCAAGAAGACGACUAAGAAAAGGUGCAGAAAAAAUGAAGACGUGGCUGAAGAGAAGAGAGUUACGAAAAAACCAAAAGAUACAAUCAUUCCACAUCAUGGACCCUCACCCAACUUGCCUGAAAAUUUCAAGAAUGGAAUCAUUGAGUUGAAUGGAUAUGAUAUUAAGUUUCUCAUGCACAAGAAGCUCUUCCUGUCAGAUUUGAGUUCAAAUAGUAAUCGUUUGUCAAUGCCGCUGACGGAAUUUAUGUGCGAUUUUCUCACAGAAGAUGAGAAGUCAACAUUGGGUGAAAGAGAAGGUAGAAAGGGACGAAUUCGUGGUUUGGAAGUGACUGUGUUGGACCCAUGUCUUAGAGAAUUUACUUUAUUAUUGAAAAAAUGGACAAUGAAGACAACAAGCAUUUACAAUCUAGUAAAGAAUUGGAAAGAUGUUGUAUCUGUUAAUAAGUUGAAAGAAGACGAUGAACUCCAAAUAUGGUCUUUUAGGGUCCAAAGCAAGUUAUAUUUUCUGCUGAACAAACUUUGA